ACUUGAAUUAAUAAAGCAAUUGAACAUGACAAUUUGCGAAACGGAAAAAAGAAAAAGAAAAGGAGUUCACUGUCUAAUACUCUGGCUUUGCGCUAAACCCUAAAAAAACCCUAGGCGAAGCUAAUUUGUUCUUCCCAGCCUCAAGAAAAAUGAAGCUCAAGAAAGAGCUCAAAGGAAGAAGAAAUAACACUGACGAUGAAGUACAUGAAAACAAUGCGAAUGCGAGCGGCAAUGGGAAUGAUGAUAAUGAAUCUUAUCACUCGGUGGAAGAGAGUGAUUCGUCUGAAGACGAGGUUGCUCCUCGUAAUACAAUUGGAGAUGUUCCGUUGAAGUUCUAUAAUGAAGAGGAACAUAUUGGAUACGAUCUUACUGGGAAGAAAAUUAAGAAGAAAGAGCGUAAAGAUUUACUUGAUAAGUUUCUUGCUAGUGCUGACGAUAAGAAGGCCUGGAGGAAAUUUAUUGAUGAAUACAAUGACGAGGAAGUGGAGUUGAAGAAAGAUGAAAUUAAGAUGAUUCGUCGUAUAUUGGAAGGAAAGACACCACAUGGUGAUGUGAAUCCCUAUCCGACUUACGUUGAUUGGUUUGAAUGGGAAGGUAAAGGUCAUCCGUUGUCAAAUGCACCAGAACCAAAGAGGCGUUUUAUUCCCUCAAAAUCAGAGGCCAAAAAGAUAAGUAAGUACGUGAGGGCCAUUCGAGAGGGAAGAAUCAAAUUUGAUAAACCAAAGGAAGAACCAAGGUUCUAUUUGUUAUGGGGUGACGAUGGUAACACAUCUGAAAGAAGAAGGGGUUUAUCCUAUAUACCUCCUCCAAAAGCCAAAUUGCCUGGCCACGAGGAAUCUUACAAUCCUUCCUUGGAAUACAUACCAACACAAGAAGAGAUUGAUUCAUAUUCGCUGAUGUACGAGGAAGAUAGACCUGAUUUUAUUCCACAGAGGUUCACAUCACUAAGAAAUGUCCCAGCAUAUGGAAAUAGUCUCAAGGAGUGUUUUGAUCGUUGUUUGGACUUGUAUAUGUGUCGUCGUGUUCGUAAAAAGCGCCUCAACAUUGAUCCAGAAUCGUUGAAACCGAAGAUUCCUGAUUAUAAGGAUCUUAGGCCCUUCCCCACAACUUGUUAUAUUGAGUACAAGGGUCACAGUGAUGCUGUUGUUUCCAUUUCUACAGAUGCUUCAGGGCAAUGGAUAGCUUCUGGUUCGACUGAUGGAACUGUAUGCAUUUGGGAGGUUACUACAGGAAGAUGUAUCCGUGUCUGGGAAGUUGGAAAUGCUGUUCGGAAAGUUGCAUGGAAUCCGUUACCACAUCAGCCGAUCUUGGCAGUUGCUGUAGACCAAGAUGUACUUAUUCUUGAUACUGGAUUGGGAAGUGAUGAAGAGCAGGGAAAAAUCACAGAUCUUUUGCAGUUCGAGAAACCUAUUAAACCAGAUAAUUCUGGUGAUUCUGCUAUAGUACAAUGGCAUCGUGAUGAAAAACUUCGUUGCCUCAGACUGAGGCAUUUUAAGGCUGUGUCAACAAUUGAAUGGCAUCGCAGAGGAGAUUAUCUCUCAACAGUGAUCCCACAAGGCGAAUCUCGAGCGAUAAUGAUACACCAGCUGUCCAAGAAAGGAAGUCAAAAAAUUCCAUUCAAGUUGCAUGGACUUCCAGUCUCAACGGCUUUCCACCCAUCUAGAUCCAUUUUCUUCAUCUCAACAAAGAAAUUUGUUCGGGUGUAUGAUUUACUGAAUGAAAAACUGAUAAAGAAGCUUGAUACGAGGCUUCGUGAAGUUUCAUGCAUUGCAGUACAUCCUGGUGGUGACAAUUUGAUUGUUGGGAGCAGAGAAGGAAAAUGGUGUUGGUUUGACAUGGAUCUCUCAUCAACACCUUACAAAGUCUUGAAGAAUCACAAAAAGGAUAUCACGAACGUUACCUUUCAUCGUAAUGUUAAUUAUCCUCUAUUUGCAACGUGCUCAGAGGAUGGUAAAGCAUAUGUUUAUCAUGGCAUGGUUUAUGCAGACUUAAAUCAAGAUCCUUUCAUUGUUCCUUUAAAAAUUCUCCAAGGGCAUUCUAACCAGAAAGGAAGAGGAAUUCUGGAUUGUAAGUUUCAUCCGAAGCAACCCUGGUUGUUUACUGCCGGUGCUGAUUCUAUCAUCAGAUUGUACUGCCAUUAGGAUUAGGAACAAGGUAUCAUCUUUAACUGAUAACCUUCCUUGAAAUUAAACAUUCAAAGACACUACUGAAGGCGUUAAUGUUAAAGAAGAAAAGCAAAUGGAGGUUCAACCGAGGAUAAAGCCUCACGCUUCCCUUGCUAUCGGUGUCAUGAGUGUCUUUUUGUAGAGUAGAUUUAGAUUUUGUUAUGUUGAGGAAAUGCUGCUUAAUUGUUACGGAAAUAACUUCGAUGUAUAUACUGGUAUUUAUGUUUGAAGCUAUUGUCUUCACUUGUCAUUUGAUGAGUAUGAAAUUGCAAUUUUGGAGUCCAUCAUUUUCCCCUCA
Amaranthus tricolor (Joseph's coat) is the source of this 2463-nucleotide messenger RNA. RefSeq names its product ribosome biogenesis protein BOP1 homolog. The transcript has 17 exons. Bases 150 to 2141 code for a protein of 663 amino acids. NCBI's taxonomy places the organism in Eukaryota, Viridiplantae, Streptophyta, Magnoliopsida, Caryophyllales, Amaranthaceae. Gene Ontology annotation, biological process: maturation of LSU-rRNA from tricistronic rRNA transcript (SSU-rRNA, 5.8S rRNA, LSU-rRNA); ribosome biogenesis. Gene Ontology annotation, cellular component: PeBoW complex; preribosome, large subunit precursor. The record is from RefSeq and is a predicted model, not a curated record. Gene Ontology annotation, molecular function: protein binding; ribonucleoprotein complex binding.